UCUCAAUAUUUUUUUCGUUUUAUGUUUUUAGUUAGUAUUAAAAUCAACUGUAACUUAAACAAACUGUUUAUAUUUAAAUAAAAAUAACUUUUUAUUCUUGAAUUUGAAAUGUUUAACUGGAGGACAAAAAAGCCAUCUCAAAAUGUACAGUACAAAUACUCCGAUUGUCACGGAGAUCAAGAAAAUAGACAAAAGUGUUUCAGAGUCAUACGAUUUAAUGACAAAGAACAAUUUAAAAAAAAAUCAAAUCGAGUCGUGACUACUCAAUACGGAAUUUUAUCAUUUUUUCCACUUUUUAUCACUGAACAAUUAAUAAAGUUCACCAACCAAUAUUUUUUAUUUAUAUCUAUACUACAGCAAAUACCUGAUGCAUCUCCAGUGGGCCGAUUUACAACUAUAUUACCUUUGACAAUUAAGUUUGGAUUCUCGGCUAUAAAAUCAAUUAUUAAAGACCUAUUGCAGUAAAUGUGCAGUUUUUGGAUACAACGAUCUUAAAAAAGUGUGCGGUUUUGUCCUGUAUUUUUAUCUAAAAUGCAUGUGUGGAUUUUAGAUUCAACGAUGAAUAACAAAUUAAUCAUAUUAAAGAUUAUAAAGUUAAUCAUAAAUAUGUGGAAGUGUUAAGAAAUGGUAUUUUAGUUCAAGAAAGAUGGAGUGAAAUCGGUAUAGGAGAUAUUAUUAAAGUUAAAAAUAAUAAUAUCUUUCCA
Rhopalosiphum maidis (corn leaf aphid) is the source of this 704-nucleotide messenger RNA. Its product is annotated as phospholipid-transporting ATPase IB-like. Lineage: Eukaryota; Metazoa; Arthropoda; Insecta; Hemiptera; Aphididae. Gene Ontology annotation, biological process: phospholipid translocation. Gene Ontology annotation, molecular function: ATPase-coupled intramembrane lipid carrier activity. The transcript has 5 exons. Bases 109 to 465 code for a protein of 118 amino acids. Gene Ontology annotation, cellular component: plasma membrane. The record is from RefSeq and is a predicted model, not a curated record.